Molecule: messenger RNA, 36837 nt
Organism: Podarcis lilfordi (Lilford's wall lizard)
Lineage: Eukaryota; Metazoa; Chordata; Lepidosauria; Squamata; Lacertidae
Source: the annotation of a GenBank genome assembly
GCUGGCUGGGCUGGUUUUGCCAAAAGUUUGGUGAAGGUCCUUCUUCCCGCCCCUCCCUCUGUGGGGCUCAUCCCCGUCGGCAUGACGACGUCUCCGGGCUACCUGGUCAUUCUGUUCGGGACCACCGCCGGAGCCAACGGGGCUCGGCUGGGCUCUGAUGAGAGAGAGUUGAUCCAGCUGCUGUGGAAGGUGGUGGAUCUGGCCAAUAAGAAGGUACUCCGCUUUCUUUUUUGUUUUCUGCGCUAGGAAGUGUGGGCAGGAACUUUUGUGCCCUCGGCAAAACCGAGGUGGGUCGGAAUUAAGGUUGUGUACACCAUAUAUUUAAUACCCCCCAAAAAUCCCAUUGGGAACUGCAGUUCACCUCUCACCCAGCUACAAGUCCCAGCAUCCUUAAACUUCUGUUCCUAGGAUUCCUUUAUUUGGGUGUAGCAGUGCUUUAAAUGUGUGAACGCAGCCCAGCUCCCAUCCAGUGCACGGUUAUUUGGGAGUAAAUCCAAUUAGAUUCCGUGGGAUUUACCUCUUGUUAGUGGGGUGUUCUUUUUAAAAAAAUCAAUAUGCAUGGAUUUUGACCGUAAAGGUGUUUGAAAAGAAACUAGACUGCCCCCAAUAAACCCUUCCGGCUUAAGGAGUGUGCUCGAGGGGUUGUUCAGGCCCGGAGCGGUGCUGCUGGAGCCAGCCUGGCGUCAGAACGCGGCGAGCCCCGACUUCGGAUCUGGCCGGGCCGCGUGUAAACUCUCCGCGUGGUCCCAGUGACUGCCAAGGAGCUUGAAAGCAAGGCUCGAUUUGUGCCCCGCGCGCCCUGGGUGACUCAGAAACCCGACGGAACCGGCCUGCACGUGUCUACUCGGAAGUAAACCCUUCCUUACUCUCCCAGAUAAGCGGCCGCAGUGUAAACAAACGCUCGAAGAAACGAGGGCCUUGACUUCCAGAGGCUUGGGCCUACAUGGGUCAAAGAGCCCGGCGCUGGCCCAGGUUAGAUCCGGUUUACCAGCAACCAGCUUGGCCUGUCCUUAUCUGGGAAUGCCUGCAGGGGAGACCUUGGGUUGGAAGGAUUUAUCUCUUCCUUUUGCCUUCCCCCUCUUCUCCCCGACCCCUCCCUUAAUUCCAUGGAGUUGGGAAAUCUGCAUGAGGAGUUGAUCGGGCCCGAUCACUUGGAGCUGACGGACGAGUGCAAAGAAGAAACCGGCCUCGCCGAGGACCGCCUGGCGCUCGCCCCGCAGCUGGAGCAAGCUCUGAGACAGGUAAGCUAGGCUGGGUCGUGGGAAUUGGGUGCAUGCAGGUUAAAAGGGGGAGAAGUGCGAAGAAGACGCUCCAUUUCUCUUCAGGGAUGGGUUGGGCUUGUUUUGGGAGGGGAGGGAAAGCUGAGUCACCGCAGAAGGAGCAGGAAAAAGUCGACCUUCCUCGCCCACGUGUGCCUAAGGAAGACAGGAGAUGGCUUCAGACUGUUUUUCUGAUGUUUCAAAGCUCCAUGGCCUUGGCAUUUGUGUGCACACUUGCAAGUAAAGCCAGGAGGAUGGCUGUUGCUGCUGUAGAGGCAUCACUUCAAAAUAGGAGCACAGAAAUCUGCCUUGCUCUGAGCCAAAACAUGUGUCCAUUUUGCUCAGUAUUGUCUACUCAGACUGGCAGCAGCUCUCCAGAUUUUCAGGUAGCGGCUUUUCUCCAGCCCUGCCUAGGGGCAUCAGAGAUUGAACCUGGGACUUCCUGCAUGCAAGGCAGAUGCUCUAUCACUGAGCUGUGGUCCGUCCCCAACUGCUCCACAGUGACACUUACUCCCAGAUAAACGUGGCUAGAAAUGGCAGCCUUGAAAGGAAGGUGGAUCCUGUGAUUUCCCUACUGCUGGGUCAGAAAAACCCCCAAUUCAGAGUUGGCACACUUCCUUUCCACCUUGUUUACUCAAUUCUGCCAUUCCAUAAGUCUGUGGUUUGUUUUUGGAGUUGAGUAGAGGAAAGACCCGAAGAGUGGGUGCAGUAAAUUAGGUCUUUCUAAAGUUGCUGGUCACUACUAGUCACUUCCACACAAGCUGGUGGAGGCCACAGCUGACUAGCAAAUAUAUUAAACAUCCCCCCCCCCCAGCUAGCUAGCUAACUGAUAAUUGAGCAAUUACACCUUUCUCUAGGGACGCGGGUGGCACCGUGGUCUAAACCAGUGUGUUGUAGAGCCAGUGUGGUGUAGUGGUUAAGAGCGGUAGUCUCGUAAUCUGGGGAACCGGGUUCGCGUCUCCGCUCCUCUACAUGCAGCUGCUGGGUGACCUUGGGCCAGUCACACUUUGAAGUCUCUUAGCCCCACUCACCUCACAGAGUGUUUGUUGUGGGGGAGGAAGGGAAAGGAGAAUGUUAGCCGCUUUGAGACUCCUUAAAGGGAGUGAAAGGCGGGAUAUCAAAUCCAAACUCUUCUUAAGGCUUUCCGAUCAGAAGGUGGCACUGUGGGUUAUACGACUGAGCCUAGGGGUUGCCAAUCGGAAGGUCUGAGGUUCGAAUCCCUGCAACGGGGUGAGCUCCCUUUGCUCAGUCCCAGCUCCUGCCCACCUAGCAGUUCGAAAGCACACAGUGCUAGUAGAUACAUAGGUACCGCUCUGGUGGGAAGGUAAACGGCGUUUCCGUGCGCUACUCUGGUUUCGCCAGAAGCAGGUUAGUUAUGCUGGCCACAUGACCCGGAAAAGCUGUCUGUGGACAAACGCUGGCUCCCUCGGCCAGUAAAACGAGAUGAGCGCCGCAACCCCAGAGUCGUUCGCAACUGGACUUAACUGUCAGGGGUCCCUUUACCUUUACCUUUCUCUAACGAGGAGGGAACUGCAAGCAUACAACUGCCUACAAGGUCUUUCCAAAACAGAUAAGAGGUUAAAUAAUAACUCAAGUUACUAAACAAAUUUAUAUGCCCUCAUGUGGAACAAUGGGCACAUUUUCCCUUAUUGGUGGAUUUUAAGAAGCGUUUGGGUCUGUAGUGAAUCAUAGAAUAAAUGAUGUGCAAGUAUUGUAAGGAAAAAAAUGACUGUGGAGCCAAGCCCUUGGCGUGCCAUGGUAGGGGCAAUAUUGUGCUGCUUGUACAAAAAGUUAGAUGAAGAACCUUUUUUAAAAUCAUGUUGUUAGAGAGUUAUGAAACCCUACAGAUGGGCUAAUCCUACCAUGAGGCAGAGUGAGCCAGUUACCUCGAAACAAUUGCUGGGGAUGCAGGGAGUGGCCAUUCUUCUUGAGCCAGCUGGGAUAGCUCAGUUGGUAGACCAUUGAGACUCUUUAAGAGUGAUGGGUUCAAAGCUUACAUUGGGAAAAAGAUUCUUGCAUUGCAGGGGGUUGGACUAGACGACACUUGUGUUCCCUUCCAAUUCUAUGCUUUUAUGAUUAAGCAGCUAUUUGCAACCACCUGAGAUGGCAGCAAUAACUGUACAGUCAUACCUCGGGUUGAAUAUGCUUCAUGUUGAGCGCAUUCGUGUUGCGCUCUGCUGCAACCCGGAAGUAACGGAGCACUUUACUUCUGGGUUUCGCCGCUCGCACAUGCGCAGACGCUCAAAAUGAUGCUUCGUGCAUGCGUAGAAGCGGUGAAAAGCGAUGCACGGGUGCGCAGACCUGCCAUUGCUCGUUACGUUUGCUUCUGGAUGUGAACGGGGCUCCGGAACGGAUCCCGUUCGCAUCGCGAGGUUCCACUGUUAGAGGCAAUAUGUCUCUGAAUACUGGUUGUUGGGAACUGCAGGUGGGCAGAGUGCUGCUGUGCUCAUGUCCUGCUUGCAGGCCGCCCACAGAGAUGCUGUUGGCCACUGUGACGACAGGAUGCUAGAGUAGAUGGGCCAUUGGCCUGAUUCAUUGGUGGUAGUUCUUAUGUUCAGUGCUUGCGUGUUAUUGAUCGGAUCUGGCUCUCUCACUUAAUUGCCUUCUUCCAAUAUGUCACAGACAUGCUGAUUUUCCUUUGGGGAAAAUAUCUGACCAAGCAAGCAGGACAAAAGGCCACCUGGCUGGCCCACGCCUUGCAGCUUUCUUCAUGUGAUGCAUAUGAGUGCCGCUGCACUGAUGCAUUGCAUUACAGUGGUACCACUGGUUGCGAACGGGAUCCGUUCCGGAGGCCCGUUUGCAACAUGAAAAGAGUGCAACCCACAGCAGCACGUCUGUGCACGUGUGGGUUGUGAUUCACUGCUCCUGUGCAUGCGCAUGACGUCAUUUUGCGCUUCUGUGCAUGCGCGAGUGGCGAAACCUGGAAGUAACCCUUUCCGGUACUUCUGGGUCACCGCAGGACGUAACCUGAAAGAACGUAACAUGAAGCAAACGUAACAUGAGGUAUGACUGUACAUCAGCUAUCUUGAAUAAACAGCACACUGGUGUCAAUUGGACAGUGAGUGAGGGGUACUGAGGUGUUGGAGGACUGUGUGUGUGUGUGUGUAGCAUGUGGUCUACCUCAUACUGGGUCAUCUUAGUCCAAUCCCCUGCAAUGUAGUGGAGCAUUUUGUCCAAAUGUCAGAUUGAACCAAGAUCCAGUGGUUAAGCUGGUCAGAUUCUGUUUUGGGGAUGACGUGAGGUUCAUAUUCACCUCAGGAAGCAAAGUAACUUGGGCCAACCCUGUGUAAAGAUUUGCUGAAGGUUGCUCGUAUUUAAUUCUGUAUGAUCAAGAUGCUAUAAAAAAAAAUCCUGCCUCUCUAGUAGAAAUUGUGUGUGUGGUUUGUAUUAAUGGAGUCAUUAGCCAUUCAGACAUAAAGCUCACUGCUUGACUUUGGCCAGUCACAUAUUCUUGCCUAUCCUACAUCACAGACUAUUAUGAGGGUAAAAAGGAGCAACGCUGUGUUCUGCUCAGAGUUUUUUGGAGGAAGGGCAACUAAAUCCACAGUGCAAAAAAUACCUUAACAACAUCUAUCUAACUUGCAACCUUGAAAUACACCUAAAUCUGCUGAAGUUCAAAUAUUCUUCAUUAAUUUUGCUGCACCUACACUAUCUCUUGAAUGGUUGUUUGCUGUUGUGCAUUUUUGUGAUUCCUCUUCCAUUUGUUAACGUGAUUUUAACAGAAGCCUAUUUUGGCAUUCAGUGGUAUAAAAAUUAAUAUGUAUUAAUGUUUUGUUGAUAAUUUUACUGUUUCCUGUAAACCAUUUAGAGGUUUUAAUGCAAUCAAGUGGUAUAUACAUUUUGUUAAAUAAAAAUAAUAUUUUGGUUUGAAAGCCACUUCUGGGACUUCGUGAUUGAAAAGCAGGAUACAAAGUAACGUAAGCAGCACUUUGAUUUGGGCAGGUAGUGAAUCCUACUGAAAGCAUAACUGAUAAAAAAUAUAUAUCUAGUAUUGCAAAUUGUACUUUCAGGUUGUAAGUGGAUUUUUCUUUUUCUUUUUGUGUCUUGUAACUUUUAGUUUAACCAGUCUGUGAGCAAUGAACUAAAUAUUGGUGUAGGUACCUCGUUCUGUCUCUGCACAGAUGGGCAGCUUCAUCUCAGGCAAGUUCUUCAUCCUGAAGCUUCCAAAAAGGUAAGAAGACUAAGAUUUAAUUAAUUCUGACCCCUUCUGACAAUCAGGAUAUGCAUGAAUCUAUUGCACAUAGUUUUGCUUAAAAUGAAGUAUUUCUCGUCACAUUUCCCGUUUUCUGAAAUCACUGAUGUACGGGGAUGUGUAAAAGAAGAAAAUGGUUUGUUUUUCACAGUCCAGUCUUGUUCUUUUUUUGGGGGGGGGGGGAGUUACAGGACUAAGUAUUCAUUCUUUACAUGUUUCUGUUACAUACCAACUGCAGUUCUUGCCUGUAAUUUCUAUUGAGUAGUAUAAUGACCCAACAUGAAUUUUAAUGUUGAGCACAAUUGCAUUUUCAAAGCAAAAUUGAUUGUUAGAUAGCAUGGUUGCAAGUGUUCCCAGAUCUUGCUGCCAUAAACAGUAUUUAAAUCCUAAAUGCACUUAACCUAUGUACACUUAACUUUGAUUAAGACUCAUUGCCUUCAGUGGGAUUUACAUCUGAAUAAAGUAUGCAUAGGAUCAGGUUGCAUAUAAGAAUAUUCAUUUUGGCUUGGACCUAAUCCUUGGUCGGAAAUCCCGCCAAGUUUUAUCUGGCUGCGAUCAUCUACUCUGGUUGGAUCAUGUUUGCAAAAAUGCAGUGUACUCUACUUAGAUCUUCCUCUGAAAAUGGUUUGCAUGUUUCAUUUAAGUUAUAGCUGGCAUUGCAGACUUGGAUCAUAUAUUGCCAGUCUUAAAAACAACUACACUUUGCUGGCUAGUGUUUGCUUCCAGGCGCAUUGCAGAGUAACCUUUAAAGUACCGAACAACUUGGGACCCAUGUGCUUGAUGAUGCCUACUCCAAAUCAACCUGCCUGCAUUUUAAGUUCAUUUUCUGAUGCCCUUCUUCAAAUGCUACUUUUAUCACAGGGGAGAAUUGCUUCAACAAGGGAGGUGGCCUAUUUUUGGUACCCCAGUUGGGUACCUUUCCAGGGGGGUAUGUCUGGUCCCAACCUUGUUUACUUGUAGGUGCCAGACAAAAACAUUUUAUUUCUGAUGACUUAAACAUUUUAAAACUUGACAACAACUACUGCCUGCCUAUAUCUACUGCUUGUUUCCUUAUAUUAUCUAUUUUGUUUUGCUUUGUGUCUUAUUUUUUGUAAAUUACCUUGCAAUCCAUUGAGAUAAAACGUGUGUAAAUAUUACCAGUAAUGCAGUGGUCGAUCUUCCUUCCCAAGCAAUGCUUGCUUGGAAUUUAUGCUGCUUCUGUAUAAGAAAUCUACGUAUGCAGCGUUGCGUAUGUACUACAUCGCAGGUACACUGCAUGUAGAUUUCCAGCGCAUGUGACAGCAAUGCCAGUAAAAAUCACAUGUGAGGCAAUUUUUACUUUGGCUGUAGCUGAUGCAUUUUGCUGCUUAAUCUAUCAGUCAUCUUUUCAAGGAGAUUAAAUCUGUGCUCCGCACCUUUCAGAUCACGUUGUUGUAGAUCUUGAAAUUCUGGUCGUGAACAAUCCGUGCUUUCCAAGGGUUCCUAAUGUUACAGUAGCAAAAAUACAUGCAUGUUUUGAGUCUUGUUGGGUUUUUUGUUGCUUUCAAAAAUAAGGAAGAACACCAGUAAACUCAUCUUUCAACCCAUUAUAAAGAGAAUACAUAUUCUCUUAGUAGUUGGGUGGGCAGUCUGGAGUUCAGCACCACCUGGAGAGCCCCACAGUUUUCAUCAGCUGUGAGGCUUGAAGCAGAGGCAAAACAGAAAUCAAUCUGACACAGAAGUAUGCCUCUUUUUUUUUUUUUUACUUUUCACUUCAGCCCACCCUCCGCUAUGUAAAUCAGUGCCUGAGGCGUAUUGCCCUAUAAUAGGAUCACAUUGCUCUAGUGAUGUGCCAACAGAGCGGGGGAGGGAAUGAAGCUUUUUAGCCAUGCCCAAGGUUCUAAACCAUGUCAAUUGCAGCUAAAAUAAUAAUAACCCCAUUCAUAAAUAUAUAGUGGUGCAAUGCAUUUGUCCUUUCUCAAAAAGCCUUUGGGGUUGAGUUGAUAUGAAACAUAGCAAUAUAUGGUACAUACGUGUGUGUGUGUGUGUGUGAGAGAGAGAGAGAGAGAGAGAGAGAGGCUACUAUUUAUUUGAUCCUUAGAGCAGUCUUUAAACUUCUAUAAAAUAACAGAAUAAUGGAUGUGUGCGAAAUCUGGCCUUCAUUUGGGAUAAGCUGCGUAGCUCGUCCAUAGUUCUUCUCGUGAGCAUUGCAGGCUCUUCCAAUCUUGCAUCUUCCAAUAUAUGCACAGGUACAAAAAAUGCUGUGUGGAAGAGACUUCUCUAUGUCUCUUCUAUACAGCCAGGCCAAGCCAGGGUUCAGGGAGCUCAACCCUGCAUAUAAAUUAGAGAGGAGGUUUUAAGUUGGGAGGUUCUUUAUGGAAAUGUUUUCCAUAAUAAGAGAGCUUACUGGAAAAGAUGGAGAGUUUCUUGCAAGAACGGGGAUCCUUUGAUCCUCCAGAUCUUGCUGGCCUCAGACUUCAGCAUGAUCAGCUGUUGGGGCUAAUGGGAAAACAGCAACAUCUGGAAAGCCACAGGUUCCUCAUACCUGGCUUACAAUACUGAAGGAAUGUGUGGGUGGUGGUUUUUUCUUCUUUUGCACUUUCUUUUGCGCAAGACUAUAAAAGUGGCCUGGAAGGACUAUGGGAGGAAUCCAGCAUAAUGCAAUGGCAAUUUUUCCAUCGGUGCACAAGCUUUUCAGCUUGCCAGGUGGAACAAUACCCCCUCUCCCCCCUCCGCAUGCUAGUCUGGGGUUCUCCUAAUCCCCCCAUCAUUUUUGGGAGUGUUGGGUGUGUACGGAGGGAGGCAAGAAGCCCCACUCUAUUAGCAGAGACCCUUGCACUGGCUUCUGUUAGUGGGGCUUGUUAGUUGAAUCCUGCCCUUAGUCUGAGAUGAUGUGUUUGCCUUUUCAAAUGAGUUCUGCAAAACCUUUCUUGGCUCUGUUAGUCUUCAUUUCGUGAGUAAUUGUGAAUGGGGCACAAUUUCUUAUUAAACGACACUGAGGGUGAGCUCUCACGAGGGGAAACUUAGAUACCGGUAAGUGAUAAAAAGUUGACUUGCAGCUUACAAAACGGUUUCCUGUAAGGCUAACUGAGCAUGCUUUCAACCUGAUAGUGUACAAGCUACACACCUUGACUUACUAGAACUAACAUGUCAUUUUUGCAGAACAUCUUGUUGUCUGAAUGUUUCUACUCAUUUUUUGAUCUGCGGAAGGAAUUCAAGAAAUGUUGUCCUGGCUCACCUGAAAUCUACAAAUUAGAUGCUAAAGCCAUGGCGGAAUGUAUCCUUUUAAAAUAAAUGAAGUGUUAAGAGCAGUGCAAGUUUAAUCUUUAGAGUGUCUGGAAGAAUUGUGUUUCAGUUUAGCUUGCCUUUGAAGCUCCUUUCUUCAAGGUUCUCCUCUUUAAGACCAGUCAGAGUGUCCUUGGAGGCAGAAACACUCUCUGGUUCUUGAAUGUUGCAAUUUCUGAUGUUAGAUUUUUGCUAGAAGACCACAUCGUGUUUGCUACAACAGACUUGGCACAGGUACCCCUCUACUCUAUCUUUUCCAAGGUUUACCCUUGGAAGUCAGAUCAGAUUCUCUCUCCCGGCUUUUGUGUUAGUUGCACACAAUUCCGCCUGGCAGGGUGUAUUGUGAUUAGUUGCAGAGCUUAAUCAGACCCCUAUCAACCAUUGGGGCUGGGACUGAGGGGAAGAAGGGGGACUGUUCUUGGGUUUCUCCAUAAUAGUGUUCUUAAUUACACCACUAUUGCAAGCACAACGUUAUGCUGCUUGGUUGCUCUGUGGACUUCUCUACCUGAGUUAGAGUCCAGCAACAUCUAGAGGGCCACAGAUUGAUUACCCCUGCCCUGUGCGGGUUGUUUCUUUGGGUUCCACUGCCCUGGGGAUUUGAAAACUCUGAAUUUCAUCCCCAGCCAGCAUGAGUUGGGGAUAAGGCAUCACGCUAUUGUUAAAUCUUCUUUGGUGACCUCACUGUGAAAAUUUGACUGUAAAGGGGGGAAGCAAAUGAGGAGAGCACAUUUUGAGCUGGAAAAAAAUCAGAGGGGGAUUUUUCAGUUUCUGAUUCAGCCACCUGCAGCUGCUUUUCAUUUUUUCUUUUGAAAAAGGAAAGGUUGGGAAAUAGUUAAAAUGCGUCAGCCAUGGGACAUCUAAUCCAACCCUUCAAGGUCUCUCUUGCUUUGCCAUCUGCCGUUUCUUUUGAGUGGGAGGCAUAACUAGCCUUUCUGUCAGACUCAUGCAGAGGUUUGGUAUCAUGCGCACCACACAACCCAAACUGAAGCUUUUUAAUCGGUUGUAAAAGUAACUUAACAAAGGGGCCAGUGGCAGGUGGCGGUUUGGGGAGGCAGUGCUCACCUGCUGGUGCUGCUUACCAGGAGUCAGGGGCAAGGUGGUGGGAAGGUCAGUGUGGUGCCUAUGCUGUGGCAGAGCCAGUCAGCUGGUGGGAGGUCAGGUACACUGCUGCUGCACCACCACCGCUAGGCCAUCUACUACUGAAUGAGGCCCAUGUAUCCGAGCCACUGUGGUGUAGUGGUUAGAGUGCUGGACUAGGACUUGGGAGAUCAGGGUUCAAAUCCCCACUCAGCCAUGAAGCCCACUUGGUUGACUUUGGACCAGUUACUAUCUCUCUGCCUCUUUUCUCACCUCGAGCUCCUUUGAGAAAAGGUGGGAUACAAAUGUAAUAAAACAUUUAUUCGACGGUAGUUACUACAAGCACCUUACUGUUGCAUCUGAAGCCACAGCUUUCUCACCUUGUGGCGGUCUUCUCUGAAGCCUUCCAUAACUUACUUACUUUUAUUUAUCAGUUUUAUACAGUAUCCUGGCCUUCCUUCCAAAGGAGCCUAAAUACAGGAUUUCAAACAAGAUCUAACUAACGUCGAGUACUUUCCUUUCUAGUGUAUUGGCAGCAAUGCUCCUGUUAAGAUAUGACAUUGGCUUUUUGUGCUGCAGCAUCACCUUGCUGUCUCAAGUUUCCUUGGUCCACUACAACUCAUGUGCCAGUUUUAGUUGCCCAUCAUGUUAUAUAGCCAUAAAUGAUAGGGCACCGACUUGUGGGUUUAUCAGCCUAGUUCUUCGGUGUGAGAGCUUCCCACCACGCUGACCAACGAGCUAGGGAACUGACUGUUCCAACUUGGAUCCUAAAGUGGCCCUGUGUUUUACAGCUAUUUGCAUUCCCUGCCCCUGCUUCAGUUCAUCGCCGUUCUCCACUUGCAAAGCUCGCUCAGCUAGUUUCUGGUUGCAGAUGCCUCAAGGGUGGAGUGAAUCAAGCUUGCAUGGCUGCCCAUAAAUCAUGUGCCUUCGGAGGAUACAUUCUGCUGUUCCCUUAACAGUCAGACAUGCAGAAAUCAUUACAUGGCCAAUAUGAGUAUACUUGCAACUAGAAAUGCCCACAUAACUUGUUUGGGUCAAGGCUUUUGAAAUUCCAUUCAAAUGUUUGAAGGAAAUACAGUUUCAUCCUCCUAGCACUGUGCCACUUAGAAAACAGGCUGGGGCAGUAGCCUUUAGUUGCAGUGUAAAAUUAUACAAGAUGAUGGUUAUCAUUUUAUUAUUCGUACCCCACCCAUCCGACUGGGUUGCCCCAGCCACUCUGGGCAGCUUCCAACAGAUAUAAAAACUUCCCUAUACAGUGGUACCUUGGUUUACAACCAUAAGCCGUUCGGAGGUCUGUUUGUAAACCAAAACAGGUUGUAACCCAAGGCGCGCUUUUGCCAAUGGGGCCUCCCAAAAAAAUUUGUUUGUAAUCCAAAAAAAAAAAUGUUUUGUAAUCCAAAAAAAGGUUGCAAACCGGGACAUGCACUUCCGGGCUUGACGUGUUUGUAAUCCAAAAUGUAUGCAGACCAAGACGUAUGCAAACCAAGGUACCACUGUACUGUACAGGAAAAUUAUUUGAUUAUUUAUUACAUUUAUAUCUCACUGUUUUUCCAAGGAGCUGAAGGUGGCAUAGAUGGUUCAUCCCCCUCAUCAACCAUCAUAAUCUUCCCCUCAUAAUCCCCACAACAACCUCUGUGAGGCAAAUGAGGCUGAGAGGCAGCGACUGAGCCAAGGCCUCCCAGUGAGCCUCAUAGUUUGGCAAGAUCCUAAGUACUAUACCAUGCUGGCUCUCAAGUUAUCGGAACGGUGUUCUGAAAAGCAAUUUGAAGUAGCUAUGGGAGGUGAACCAGCACUUGUACUACAUGAUGUGUAGGCUUGAACACAGGAGGGCAGAAGUGUAGAGAGACUAGGGAAUAUGCAUCGCACCGAAUCCUAAUUUUGCCAAGUGCAUCUUGCAUUCUCCUAACCUUUGCAUAUUUAGUCUUACGAAGGUUCCCAAUUGUAAGGAAGGCAGGAGGUGCAGCACACCCCACCACUGCUGGGAGUGGGCCUGACAAACACCCCCCCUCUUCCUCUAGUCAUUUUUGCCUCUGCUAUUCAGUAUGCUGCUCUGCAGUACAAACAUCUUGUGCAUGAAUAGCUAGUGCAUCAGGUAAAAGCCCAGGCAGAAGUCUCUCUCUCUCAAGAGAUGCUUCUCUUCCAUUUGCAAAGAGGUUCUCUCUCAUGGGGAGCAUUCAGGGAGAUGCCUCCUCCUGUCUUCUGAAGUGGUACAGCCCUAGGAGGCAGUCUUGGGAAAAGACAUGAAAGCUAGGAGCUAAAUGUCACCUUAAACCUAGUUUAUGGACGCAGCAAUGGAAUGUCUAGGCACACUUUUUUAUAAGAAGAAUACAAAGCUGAAAAUGAAUGAACUGCCCCUAAAAUAUUAUGUUCAUUUUUCACAUGGUGUAGCCCUAAUACAGUGGACCCUCUGGUUACAUACCACUCUGGAUAUGUAACUUUCAAGUUAUGAGUGCGGCAAACCCGGAAGUAUGUUCUUCCGGGUUUUGCCACAUGCACAGGAGUGGCGCCUCUGGUUAUGGACCCCCCAGAACAAAUUAAAUCCAUAACCAGAGGGUCCACUGUAUUCUUAAUAGGGUCUCUUCUUCAGUCUUCAGAGAGUAGCUGGAAGUGGGGAGGCAGAAAAAGGUUCUCCUUUCCUUCCACUCUGCAGUUUUAAUCUGAAAUCUUAGGCGCAGUACUGCGCCCAGAGCUCAGAAACUCCUCGCACUAAUGAAAUUCCCUGUCACCAGAUGCACCUAAAACAAUGGGAGUUUUGAACACUGCUAGGAGGAUUGUGUUGGGUUCUCCCCCCACCCCCUGAACAUUUUUCAUUGGCUUUGAGAUGUUAAUGGUUUGUGGAAAAGGAUAAAUGCUAGUCGUAGAUCUGCUAAGAGUCUAGACUCUGACUUCAUCGAGCAUGUCUGAUUCAAUUUCAACCAAUGUUACACUGACAAUUUGAGGAAUCGUAUAAAAUGGAAGAAAUGCUGUGGUUGGUAAUCUACAGGAGCAGGAGGGGGAUACUGUAAAAACAAAAUGCUAAUCUGUCAGAGUAUCAAAGAAGAAAAAAUCUAAUAACGAUGUGCAGAUCAAUGGCCAGAGCUGCUAAUGCAGCAUGGCAAUGUCAGAGCCAUUAAUUGUGAAUAACUGGGAACGAAACCAUUUUAUGUAGGAAAAGGAAUAUUUCUCAUGCAAAUGCUUUCAUGCAGAGGUUUGCAGUGCUGCAGAAGCAAAGAGUCUCAUUUUGUGUUUGACAAUCUGUUUUAUAAAAAUAAAUCUGAAGCAUAAGGAGUGUAAUAGAUGUACUUAGUUCCAAUAUAUACGAUCAUAUACAAAAAUUACUUUACAUAUUUUGUGUGUGUGUGUGUGAUAUAUAAAUAGAGAUACAUAUGGUUACAUUGACUAAUGAAGUAGUAGGGACGUGGGUGGUGCUGUGGUCUAAACCACUGAGCCUCUUGGGCUUGCUGAUUGGAAGGUCAGCAGUUUGAUUCCCUGUGAUUCCCAGCUCCUGCCAACCUAGCAAUUCGAAACCAUGCCAGUGCAAGUAGAUAAAUAGGUACCACUGCAGUGGGAAGGUAAGUGGCGUUUCCGUGCGCUCUGGUUUCUGUCACAGUGUUCCGUUGUGCCCGAAUUGGUUUAGUCAUGCUGGCCACAUGAUCCGGAAAGCUGUCUGUGGACAAACGCUGGCUCCCUCGGCCUGAAAGUGAGAUGAGCGCUGUACCCAAAAGAUGCCUUUGACUGGACUUAACCAUCCAGGGGUCCUUUACCUUUUACCUUUAAUGAAGUAGUUCUUCACACAGCACAUAGUCAAACUAUGGAACUCGCUCCCCCAGGAGGUAAUGGCUGUCACUGACUUGGAUGACUUCAAAAGAGGAUUAGACAAGUUUGUGGAGCACAGAGCAAUCAAUGGCUAGUAGCCAGGAUAGCUGUGCUCUAACCUCCACAGCUGGAGACAGCAGUGCUUCCAAACCAGGUGAGGGGAGAGUGCAUUUGUGCUUACGUUCUGCUCGCUGGUUUCCCACACACAUUGGUUGGCCACUGAGAACAGGAUGCUGGACUAGACGAGCCAUUAGCCUGAUCUAGCAGGCUUUUUCUUACGUUAAGCAUAAUACCUGUUUCAUUACUGUAAUAGAUUUAUGGCUUAGUGAUUAACUUCAUCAUUCCAAGAUCAGAGAAAACACGUUUGAAGCUUUAAAAUUUUAUAUCGUGCGUCAGAUCUCAUCAAGAUUGUGAAUAUUUUCCUUUUGUACAUUUCCAGCUCUUAUGUUUCUAAUUACUCUUUUAACAGUAUGGUGGGUGGGCAGAUACCUAGAUGUGGAGGAUAUGAGAGAACAGGCCUAGGGACAAACACCACAGUGAAUCGAUACAGGUUGAUAGCUGGCCCUGAAGCAUAAUCUGUUUAAAUUGCCGCUUUAAGAUUCUUGACUUAACACCAAUGCUCAGAUCUGAAUCUUGACAAGAGCAGUUCACCACAGAAUUUUGGAGCGUCUCAGGUGGAAGACAUGGGAAACGUCAUUUUAACACUCAUCUCAGAACCAUACAGUAAGCUGUUUCUGUUUUUCCGGUUGCCUGUUCCUGGUAAAUCUGUCAUCACUUUGUCCUUUGCGUCUGAUUGACAGGGAUGACUUGUUUUCUUUAAAGAAAUUUAGGAUAUUCAGGUGUGCCAUAAUUUCCUCCCUUCCCUACUGACUAUCCAGGUACUAAAGGCUGCUGAGCCAGUUCUGUUGCAAGAUUAAAUGUUUCGAACUAGACUACCAGAAAGCCAGCUUAGGAACUUAGAAAUCAGCAGAAUGAAAAGGAAAUUAUGGCGCAGUGGCAGGAAAUCUGUGGCUCUCAAGAUGCUGGUGAACUCCAGCUCCCAUCAGCCCCAGCCGGUGUGGCCAGUGGAUGGGCGUGAUGGGAGCUAGAGUCCAGCAACAUCUGGAGGGCCACACGGCUCCCAGAUUCUGCUAUAGCCCUCUUUCCUCACAUGAAAGUACAACACAGAUGCAAAGAGGCUGUGGGGAUCACAUGCUCAGCCUGAGAGUUCUAAAUCACACAAGGAACCUACACAGAAAUAAUAAGACUUCCUGCCAUGGUCAUCCAUGGUGGGUGGACCAUAAUCUCCAGUUUCUCAGCUUCCUUCCUUUUUAAAAUCGGGGUACGUUUCUAGCAUGUUGUGGAAUUUAACAGAUAAGACAAAAUAUGCAGACACGAUUCCCAUUUUUGUGAGAAUGAGUCUGCUCAUCAUAUUUUAGUGUUUUACUCCUCACCCCAGAGAAAACGUCCUGCGGGUACACAUGCUCCCUGCUUUAAAUAUUCUCAUGUGAGGGACUGAGAGGAGCUGCACAACUUUGGAGGCAGAGACUAAACAUAGAGCCCUGUAACCCUGCUGUUGCCUUUUUGCACAAGUGACACUCUAUUUACUAAAAACACACCAGCUUCAGAAGCAGCUCCAGGCUUAGUAUGGUUGGCAGAGAAGAGGCUCCAUCAAUGUGUAAUUGUUGGGUUGACUUGAGGAAUCAUGCAGCAGUUCUUGAGACAAGAAGUGCUUUUUCGAGAUGUGCAAUUGUCCCCUUCUUUGGCAACAUGUUGGAAUUUCACUAACUUCAUGCUGCUGUGUUUUGUAGAUCACACGUUUUCGGAUCCAGAAAGGGUGAACUACAAAUUUGAAAGUGGGACCUGGUAAGUGCAUGCUCUUUUUGUAACGUGGGAAAGCAACAGUUUCUUUCCAUUUUGAAUCUGGCCUGCUGUUUUCCUUAGAAUACUGUAACUUAGGGACAAGGAAAUGGAUCCAUACCUCCACCGCCAGGCAUCUUGCUUGUGAACUGACCUGUGGUGUCUGGGUGACUAUGGUUAAGAGCUAAAACGUUGUGCUAGGUGGACUAAUGUUCUGACCCAGCAUUUUUUAAAAAAAUUAUCAUUACAGUUAAACUCAACCCUCCUUCCCAGGAGCAAAGGAUAGCAUACUUUGUUCUAUUCUGUAUUAUCCUUGCAACCACCCUGUGAGGUAGAUUAAGACUUAAGCGCCAGUGACUAGCUAAGCAGGUCAGUUGAAAUUAAGGGACAUAAAUGAGGCAUGGUCGCUAACUUUAGUGGGUCUACUCUGAGUAAAUGUUAUUUUACUACAACCCAUAGCCUUAAAUACAUCUCACUACCUGCAAGGAGCUUACAAUAUAAAAAAUGAUAAGCUGGGAAAGAGACAAAGCAGCAAGACUGCCACAGAUAGUCUAUUCAAAACAUCUGCAGCUUAGUGGUGACAACAUUGGCUCUUGGUUUUUCCCUCCUCUACUUCCAUUUUUGAAGAUUACAGCAUAUUGGAGGACAGGCCCAUAAUUUCAAAACUGGCUGAGAUUCUCUUUUUGGGGGGUAGGGGUGGGGAUAAGUCUCUCCCUGACGUGUUGCGAAAGCAUUUUGAAAAAUGUGGAAUGUGAGCCUAUAGAAGACAUCCCUGGCUCUAGCCAUGGUUCAUGAUGAUAGGCAAGUUUUAAAUAUAUAUCCUUUUGCUUGAUCUGCAGCAGCAAGAUGGAACUUGUAGAUGAUAACACCAUAAUCCGAGCAAGAGGCUUACCAUGGCAGUCAUCGGACCAGGACAUUGCUAGGUUCUUCAAAGGCCUUAAUAUUGCCAAGUUAGUUCUCUCAUUUAGUAACGUUCAUUAUUUUCAGCCAUGUUCUCAAACUGUUUCCUGGAGUUGACGUAUUGGCUGCCCUUGGCGACCAACUGAAAUUUGUAUUUGGCAUGACCCUGCUAAAUACAAUGAAGGCUAAAUGCAACUAUCGUAGGGGUGAGACCCUGCUCCCCGGCUCAUGGCUAAGAGAGAGGACUGGAAAUUUACCUCCCUUGCCCCAAGCCUUAGACCAAGUGUGGGGACUGGACAUGCUUGCUGAGGUUAAUGGGAGUUGUAGUUCAGCAGCAUCUGGCAGGCAAAAGCUUCUGCACACCUGCCUUUGACACUCAGGAAGCCGCGGGAAAACUCAUGGUUUUUGAAAUGACUCCAAGGCUCAGUGAAGGAACAGAGCCUCCCUGGGCUUAGGUGAAAGGCAGGGGCUCUCCUUCAUCCCGCGUUCUUGCCAGAAGAAAAGAGGCACUUGCCAGUGGCAAGCUAGUGAGUGCAUUUGUGGAUCCUUUAUCUUACUUUUUUUUUCAUUUCCUGAGUUGCCCUCGGCUGAGUUAAAAACCAGGUAAAAUACAAUCACAAUGCAGCAAAACCACAGCUAAAAUAGUUUGCUUUCUGUUUGAAAAAAUGGACUUUAAUGUCUUUUUCUGGACUUUCUGAAAUUGGCGUGGAUGCAAAGGUGGUCAACUUAUGGCCCUCCAGAUGUUGGCGGACUAUUAUUCCCACUGAACCUGUGGCCCAACUGUUGCCAGUCACUUGAUUUCUGUCAUAACAACAGAUGACAACUUCAGAUGGGCUUGCUGUCAUCUGAUUGGCACGGACAGCAAGCCCUGCUUUGCCUUUUUGCAAGUGCGUUUUGCAUUCAGACCACAGCUGUGAGAAAAGCUGUGAGCAAAGUUAUGUACAGAGAGGGAAAAUGUCUGUUGCAGAGCCAAUUUGAAUAAACAGCACUUUAGCCUCCUGUUUGUUCCUUUGCAAAGACCUCUUUACCUGACAUCUGGUGUGGGGCUGGCAGGAAUGUUUGGCGGACCCUUCUCAGACAUCCUCUUUUCAUAUUCCCAUGAUUCAUAUGCAUGAAUAAAAAAUAUCCUUGUCUGUACUUCCUUGAAUUAAUUAUUUUUUAAAAACUUUGCAGUAAGAGAACCCAUAUUCUAUAGCAGGAGGGAGUAGCUGAAUUCUCAGUCUGUAUACAAUUAUGUAAUCAUCUUGCUUUUUAGGGUAGGGUUUUUUAAAAGUGCACACUAUUGAUUAAAAAGGUGCUUAAUAAAUAAAUAAAUACUGAGUAUUUUUAAAAUGCCAGUAGUGGGAACAUUUCAGAAGUGAAGGACUUUGCUGCUGAGGUUCACAUGCAAGUAGCUACUCCUGCAAGUAGCUACUCCUGCUUUCAAAAGGGAGGUGUGAAUGCACCUAAGAACACCCAGUGCUGUUUGCCUUUGAUUUAUGUAAGUGCUGGUUUUGCAAGGUGAGACAUAAUGCUUACGGCUGCCUCUGUUUGCUGCCUUAACUCUUUAGAGGAGGGGCCGCACUUUGCCUCAAUGCACAAGGCAGGAGGAACGGAGAAGCUCUUGUCAGGUUUGUCAGUGAGGAGCACCGAGAUCUGGCGUUGCAAAGACACAAGCAUCACAUGGGGAACCGGUACAUUGAGGUAUGUUGCUCAGGCUCCAAAAUUGGUGUUUGGAUUAAAUGGUAUGGAGGGCUUCUCCCAGCAUAAUCAUUUCCCUUUCCAUUUCUCAGGUGUACAAAGCGACUGGGGAGGACUUCUUGAAAAUUGCUGGAGGUAAUUGUUCUUUAAUCUGGUGAUGGGUGUUUUUUUAUGGUAGGGUUUUUAAGUAUGAAUUUACUAUUCUGUACACUACUUUGACAUUUUAUGAUAUAAAGCAGUAUAUAAAUGUUUUUUGCUUUGCUUAUUUAUUGCAUUUAUAUCCCACCUUUUCCUCCAAGGAGCUCCAGGUGGCAUACAUGGUUGUCCCCCUCCUUGUCGUCAUCCUCUCAUCAACCCUGUGAGGUCUGUUAGGCUGAGAGGCUGUGACUGGCUCAAGGUGUGAGUUGCAUGGCUGAGUAGGGAUUUGAACCCUGGUCACCCUUGUCUUACACUCCCAACUACUAUGUCACACAGGCUACCUAGCAUGUUAUUACAUGGUCAAAUGAAACUGUACUAUGGAGCUGAACGUUUUGUCUAUCCAGCCAAAUCCCUGGGCCAGAUCUCUCUCUGCCAUUAAGCUUCCAGAGUGGUCUGAGGGACAGCCUCCCUGCCCCCUCAGAUCAGGUAUUCUCUCUUUGGAGGUGCAAGGAGGUGCAUUUUAUAUAACUUGGCACUGAUCCAGAGGGCACCAGUCAUAUUUUGAGAAUGUGCAGUAAGGUAAUGUUCCAGGGCCGCGGUGGCGCUGUGGUCUAAACCACCGAGCCUCUUGGGCUUGCCGAUUGUAAGGUCAGUGGUUCGAAUCCGCAUGACGAGGUGAGCUCCCGUUCCUCUGUCCCAGUUCCUGCCAAUCUAGCAAUUCAAAAGCAUACCAGCGUGAGUAGAUAAAUAGGUACCACUGCGGCAGGAAGGUAAAUGGCGUUUCUGUGUGCUCUGGUUUCCAUCAAGGUGUUCCGUUGUGCCAGAAGCGGUUUAGUCAUGCUGGCCACAUGACCCGGAAAGCUGUCUGUGGACAAACACCGGCUCCCUCGGCCUGAAAGCAAGAUGAGCACCGCAACCCCAUAGUCGCUUUUGACUGGACUUAACCAUCCAGGGGUCCUUUACCAUUUUACCUAUAGUAAUGUGGCUUCAAAAAGAAUGGGGCACUUUUGGCACACUGGCCAACAUAAUACAGUGGUACCUCGGGUUACAAACACUUUGGGUUACAAACACUUUGGGUUACAAACUCCGCUAAGUAGUACCUCGGGUUGAGAACUUUGCCACAGGAUGAGAACGGAAAUCGCGCUCCGGCGACAGUGGGAGGCCCCAUUAGCAAAAGCGUGCCUCAGGUUAAGAAUGGUUGCAGGUUAAGAACGGACCUCCAGAAUGAAUUAAGUUCGUAACCCGAGGUACCACUGUUUCUGUGUCGGUUUAUUAAGGGGGGGUUGUUGUGGGAAUUAUUGCUUGCUUGUUGUUUUGUUAAGUAUUUUCUGUUUACAUGCUGUAAACCGCUCUUUGACCUUCGGAUGAAGGGUGGUAUAUUAUUAUUAUUUAUCAAAAAUAAUAAUAGACUGGCAUAAAAUUGGGUGUGGAGAGAGCAGCCACGAAGGUCUCAGCUAUUCAGACGCUACCAAUGCAGUGUAGAUGGGACUUGCAUUGUACAACAGUAAUGUAUGAACUGGGCUUUAAUGCAGAACUAUUCAGUUGCAAGUAUGAAGUGGCUGGGCCUCAAGUUCUCCUUGCCCUGCCAUUGUCGUGCAACUCUGGCUGUACUUUUUCUAAGCUCCCUGCGCAAUUUGGAACCCCGAUCACCCAGGGAGCGAACAUGGGUGCAGCAGGUUCCCCAUUGCAGAUGCUUUUUAUGAAUGUUGAAGCCAGAAGGAGCCACGUGAGAAUAGGGAGUCAGUUAAAAGUGUGGCCCUGCAUACCCUCACAUGGCAGGCCUGUAUUUGCCAUGACCUUGCAGCUGUUUGGAUACUGGGGGAAGACAAAGUGAAGGAUCUGAUAAUACAUCAUCGGAGGUUACAGAAAUUGCUUCACUAUGGAGUUAGGUGCAAUAAGCUUUUGGGUGCCGCUGAAUGCUGCUUGGAUAUGGCUUGUGCAGUAGUGUGAUUUAUGAGAAAGAGGUCUGCUUCCUGCUGUUGAGAGAAAGUUCUGGUGCAGGCCCAGUUUUGCAAGAUUUUAUCUGGGUGUGAUCAUGCUAUUAUAGCCUUUGAUCAUGUCACUAUAGCUUUAUGUCUUCGUAGAUGAAGGGCUGUACCAAGACAGGCUGUUGGCUCAUCUGUUGCGUAGAGUGGGGAUGUGGAGCCUGUGGCCCUGCAGAUGUUGCUGGACUACAGCUCCCCUCAUCUUUGACCUUUGGCCAUCCUGGGGGUUGCGUUGUACCUAGAGAGUUGACUGAGGACCUUCUGUCUGCAGAUUGCGUGCUCUGCCCCUGAUCUAUGGUGCAUUCUCAAAGCUCCUUGGCACGAACAGUUAGCAUUCUUAAAAGUAAUAAGAUUUCCACACACCCACAAUUGGGGGAGGCAGGAGGGACUAGCUGCCAUUCAGAAUGCUGACUAAUUAUAGAAAAAAUACCAUAACUGCAACAAUCUUUAUGGGAAACUCCCCUCCUGAUCUGCUACAUAUUUCAAAAAGUUGCUUGUUUGAAUUUGGAAACCUUUGAAGAUAUCGCAGCCAAAUUUCGUGGGGUGGUUCCUGAGAUCAAGGAGCAGGUUUUCAUCCACACUUGGAUGCAACUGGACACCAUUUCACGUUGCAGUGGCUGAACAAACCUUUCAAAACAGCACUGAUUUUAGCCACCUGAUUUCAAAAUGGCACUGGGUUGUUUCUUCUUCUUCUUCAAAUUCCCAAGCAGCCUUGUACCUGGCAUUGCUAAUAGGCCAAAAAAAAAAAAAAAGUGAUUGUAGACUCUUUGGGGCAAAGGCCAGUCCCCUUGCAUUUAUAAGGCACUCCGUACACUGAUAGGGCAAUAAAAAUAGCUUCUAGAUUUGGAAGCUUAGCAUUUCAAAAGCAUUGCGUGCAGGCUCCGAAAAACUAAACAAAUCCCACACGUUGCCUCAGGUAAGGGUGGACCUCGCAAACAGCUAAAGGAAUUUCAUUGCCAGACUUGUCGGGGUGUGUCCCUUGUGGUGGUAUUUCUGGCUCUUGUAUAGAAGUAAAGAAACUUCCAUCCACCUCAUACACUGAAGGGCACCCUUCUCCCAGUCGUAGAGAAUGCUGGGAACUGUUCCCUCACAGAGCUACAGUUGCCAGCACCUUUACAACCUACAGUUCUCAUGAUUCUCCCUGACAGGUAAAGUGGCACUGGAGUGCUUUAAAUGUAUGUUGUAGAUGUGAGUCUUCUUAAAAUGAGCACAGGCCACACAGGGAGAGGAGUUGCUACAUUACAUUUCAUUAUUGAUUGAUUUAAUUUAUAUACCGCCCUAUACCCGGAGGUCUAAGGGAAGUUCACAGAAAAGAUCACAAUAUAUAAAAUCAAAAUAACCCAAAUAACACCCCCCCCCAAGAGCCACAUUUUAAAAGGGUAUAGGAUGUCCAUCAGGUCAAUCAAAGGCCUGGUUAAAAAGGAAUGUUUUUGCCUGGCACCUAAAGGUGUAUAGUGAAGGCACCAGGCGAACCUCCCUGGGAAGAGCAUUCCACUGAUAAGGAGCCACCACAGAGAAGGCCUGUUCUCGUGUAGCCACCCUCCAGACCUCUCGAGAAGGAGGCACAUGAAGGAGGGCCUCAGAAGAUGAUCUCAGGUUCUGGGUAGGUUCAUAUGGAACAAGGCGGUCCUUGAGAUAUUGCGGUCUUGAGCCCAUUUUACUCUGUCCUAUCUGUGGGAAACGAACAACUAUCUCAACUUCUAACUUCCUUGGUUCUUCAAGGCACAUCCAAUGAAGUGGCUCAGUUCCUUUCGAAAGAGAACCAAGUGAUCCUUCGUAUGCGUGGCCUCCCGUUCAACGUCACCUCCGAUGAAGUGUUGGCAUUCUUUGGUCAGCACUGUCCCGUGACGGGUGGAAAAGAAGGGAUCCUUUUCGUGACGUAUCCUGACAGUAGGCCGACAGGGGAUGCGUUUGUGUUGUUUGCCUGUGAGGAAUAUGCACAGAAUGCGCUAAAGAAACACAAGGACUUGUUGGGCAAAAGGUACAUAGAGCUCUUCAGGAGUACAGCUGCUGAGGUCCAGCAGGUGAGUUAAGGACUUGAUUUAAUGUCAUAAAAGGAAUCUGUUGGGAAACUGAAGUUUUGUGGGACGGAGGAAGUUAUAGCAGGAGUCCAUUCAGUGUUGGGUCCAGGACCAAUACAAGAUUAUUUACUGUUUUAUUUCAUAAAAUUUCUACAUUGUUUGAUUGUAUAACAACUUGGGUAUUUCUGAGCUUCCAACUGUCAAGAGGUAUUCAGGAGAUGAGUAACUAUAUAGCCUGCAGAAGACAUCUGAAGGCAGGGAAGCUUUUUAAUGUUUAAUGUUUUAUUUAUAUAUAAUAUGUUGGAAGCUGCCCAGGGUGGUUGUGGCAACCCAGUUAGAUGGACAGGGUACAAAUAAUAAAUGACGAUGUCAGCUUUUAAGUCUUGCUCAGAAUUGCGCAUUCAGAUCCCAGCUGCAACAUCUCUGAGCAAUGGGCUGUAGCUUGAGAGAAGAAGCAUGAUACAAGAAUGUAGAAUUACAAAAGUGAUGAUUGGAAAAUGUGUUUGUAGCGUACCAGUAACUCAUUCAGUAGUCCCUUUCUGUUUUCAUUCUAACAAGUGGGAGCGGGAAUGUUACAGUUGGAGUGCAGUGGAUCACAGCAGAGCGUUUUUCAGAGGCCAAUUCCACUACCAUCCUUGCAAACUUUUUAAAUUGCCAGGGAGCCAUUCCUCUUUUACAGUUUAAAACCUUUAAAAGGUCUGGUGGUGCUGGUGAGGCUGGAGAAUGCUUGCCCGAUGGUUCACCAAGCCCAGUCCCUCCUUGCCACCCUUCCUUGGUCCCUUUUGGGAUCCACCACCCUCACAAGAACCCUUGGCAGGGUUGCAGGGGAGGGCCUUCUCAGUGGCUGCUCCUCGACUUUGGAACUCCUUCCCUAGAGAAGUCAGGCUGGCUCUUUCCUUGUUGCCCUUCAGCCAGCAGGUGAGGACCAUCUUAUUCCGAAGGCUUUUGGGAGCAGACGGCUUUUAAUGAAAGGGCUGGUGCUGUGCAGCUUCUAUUGUUAUUAUCUGUUUUUUAUAGAUUUUUAAAAUAUGGUUUUAAUUAUAUUAAUGUUUAAUUGGUUUUUAUUUAUUCCCCCCUAAUGUUUUUAGCUCUUCUUAUUUUAUCUGUAAGCCACCUUGAGUUGCUGUCAGUGGGAAAAGUCAGGGUACAAACAAACACACACACACACACACACACACACACACACAGCCAUAUGAAUAAUAAAAUAAUAAAAUGAAUAAUAAAAUGGUUGUUAUUAUUCUUAUAUGGGCCUCAUGCUGGAAGGAUGAGGCAGAUCAUUAUUGCGUGCAAAUGUAUAGUUUGCCCUUCCGCCCUAAAGGGAGCCCAGGGCGGUUCACACCAAUAAAAUCACAUGAACACAAAUUAAAACGCUCAUCUACUAGUACUACAGUCGGCAGUUUAAAAGCAGCAGUAUAAAACCUUCGCCAGGCUACUGUCUCAAAUGGCAGGCCUAACUCGGGUGGGCUGAGAGUGAUGUCUCUGUGCUGCUCUCUGCUGUCAUUAUUUGGGGAUGCAGCAUGAGACGUGCAAUAUGCAGCCUAUACCUUCUGCCGGUUCACGAAUGGAAGAGUCCUUUCAUAAUCAUAAUUUAUUAUUUACACCCCGCCCAUCUGGCUGGGUUUCCCCAGCCACUCUGGACGGCUCUCAACAGAAUAUUAAAAACACGAUAAAACACCAAACAUUAAAAAAUUCCCUAAACAGGGCUGCCUUCAGAUGUCUGCUAAAAGUUAGAUAGUUGUUGAUUUCCUUGACAUCUGGUGGGAGGGUGUUCCACAGGGUGGGUGCCACUACCGAGAAGGCCCUCUGCCUGGUUCCCUGUAGCUUUGCUUCUCGCAGUGAAGGAACCGCCAGAAGGCCCUCGGCGCUGGACCUCAGUGUCCGGGCUGAACGAUGGGGGUGGAGACGCUCCUUCAGGGACACUGGGCCAAGGCCAUUUAGGGCUUUCAAGGUCAGCACCAACACUUUGAAUUGUGCUCGGAAAUGUACUUGGAGCCCAAUGUAGGUCUUUCAGAACUGCUGUUAUAUGGUCUUGGCGGCUGCUCCCAGUCACCAGUCUAGCUGCUGAAUUCAAGAGUACAGGAUCUUCUGGUGUGCCUUGGGAUUCCUCCUGCCAGUAAGAAGCCACCUCUUCUUUUUUCUCUUGGCCUCUUUGUACCCCAUACACCAGCUGCCUACUCAGAGGAGUGAUCAGGCAUGAGCUGUCUUACUUUGCUUUUAGUUAAAUGGGAACCUAACAAUGCUAACAAAAUACGAUGUGACGGUGCAGGCUAUAGUCCGAAAUACAGGGAAGCCACUCGGCUGUUAACAUAUUUUUAUUUUAUUUUAUUGCAGGUACUGAACAGAUACUCAUCUGUGCCUCUCAUUCCUCUCCCCGCUCCGCCCAUCCUCCCUGUACUACCUCAGCAAUUUGUACCUCCCACCAGUGUCAGAGACUGCAUACGGCUGCGGGGGCUUCCGUAUGCCGCCACUAUAGAAGACAUUCUGGGUUUCCUAGGGGAGUUCUCUGGAGAUAUCAGGACUCAUGGGGUUCACAUGGUAUUAAAUCACCAGGUAAGUGGAGAGGACAAUCCCAUUUUUCUCACAAGGGCGCAGUAGCAGUGGGGAGCCUCUAGCCUAAUCGGGCCCACCAGGCCUCUCCACUUGGUGCUCUUUGAGGCCAUUUCAGCCAAGCCACUCUCACCUCCCUAUGCCUAUAAGUUUGGAAGAUGUGUGACCGAGCCAAAUAGGGGUUUUUUUUUCAGAUGCUGAUGAUCAGCUGAUGUGGGGGGCUUGCAAAGCACUGUGCAGUGAGGCUCCCAGUUCCCCCCUGCUGCUGUAUAGAACCCCCUCCCUGUGUGUUCUUGGCUUUUAUAAAGGGUUGUCCUCAGAGAACUAAAUAGUGGUGAACUCUGCCGUGGCUCGCGGCUCCUAUGUAUUAUUAUUAUUAUUAUUAUUUAUUUAUUGAACUAAAAAGGAACACUUUUGCCUGGCACUUAAAGGUGUAUAAUGAAGUUGACAGGCGAACCUCCCUGGGGAGAGCAUUUCACAGACGGGGAGCCACUGCAGAGAAGACCCGUUCUCUUUUUUUCUUUCCAAAAUUUUUUAUUGAUUUUAACAGAUAAAACAUAUAAAACAUACAAAAGAAAACACACUACAAUAGUACAAGAAAAAAAAUAGAAACAUAUUCUUUCAAAAGUUCAUUUUAAAUUUUAUUGUUAACUGACUUCCUCAAAUCCCCUCUAACUGAAUUUCAUUGUAUCACCUUGUAACAGUUCUCCAAAAUCAUCUUACUACUACAAUUAACUCCUUCAAUUCACUAUCGUCAUCUCUUUUCUUAUUGACUUAGCUCCAUAUUAAUAUACAACAUUCUUAUUCUAAUUCUUGGCCUGUUUGGUAUUUUCAAGUAUUUUCUACUUAUCUUAUAUUACAAUAUUUAACUAAAUAGUCUUUAAAUUUCUUCCAGUCUUCUUGGUAUUCCUCUUCUUUCUGAUCGCGGAUUCUUCCAGUCAGGUCUGCUAGCUCCAAAAACUCCAACAUCUUCAUCUGCCAUUCUUCUACCGUUGGCAUUUCUUGAGAUUUCCAAUUUUUAGCAGUCUUGCCACUGUGAGAAGGCCCGUUCUCAUGUUGCCACCCCCUGAACCUCUCGAGGAGGGGCACACGAAGGAGGGCCUCAGAAGAUGAUCUCAGGGUCCGGGUAGGUUCAUAUGGAAAGAGGCAGUCCUUGAGGCAGAAUUCACGGCACGUCAAAAUUUGUACCUCCCACCUCGUUAUGAUGCUAACUGGGCACUACUCCUGCAGCCCUUGGUUGUGCCACAGCUGUUCUACACUGGUCGCAUGAUUAUGGGAUGGAGUUGUACAGUUGACUUGCUUUCUCGGGUGCCUAGCAACGGCCAGCGCUGUUUCCCGGCUACUGCUUGUCGAUGUAGAGAUGGGUUUGGGUUUCACAUUGACUACAAGCCUGGCUCAGAAAGAUGUCCUGCAAUUAUUUAUCCUAGGAUGUAACAUGAACUGUUUUAAUCUGUGCUCUUCAAAAUAACUUCCUGGUACAUAGGAACUCUGUCGGACUGUUGCCCAACAGGCAUAUUGCUGCUUUACAGCAAGGAAUAAAAGUUGUACCUUUCCCCCACUAUUGAAACAUAACAGCUGCUAGGUGAAACUUAGAAGAGCUAUCAUCUCGGAUGAUUUUUUCUUUUAAAAAUUGAGUAAAUCCUUUUGUCUUGAUGCUGCAGCCUCUCACCUUUCUCCUUUUCCCCUUUUAGGGUCGUCCCUCCGGAGACGCUUUUAUCCAGAUGAAAUCUUCAGACCGAGCAUUUAUGGCUGCUCAGAAGUGCCAUAAGAAAACCAUGAAGGACAGAUAUGUCGAAGUCUUUCAGUGUUCUGCAGAGGAGAUGAACUUUGUAUUAAUGGGGGGCACUUUAAAUCGAAAUGGCUUAUCCCCACCACCAUGUAAGUUACCAUGUAAGUUUAGCUUGGGUCUUGGCGCUACUUUCUGCUGUACGCUGGUAGGUGUCGGAGCUUCUUUCACCCAUUCUGUUUUUGUGUUCCUCUCUUGGAAGGGAUCAGCGUGUGUGGGGUCUGGAAUGCAAAGCUUUUCCCAUCUGAAAUCGGUAGCAGCCUUUGAUUUUUGUUCUCCCUUUUGGCUGUGGACUACUGUGAUUUGGAUAGUGAUUGGCUUCUUUACUCUCGCUUUUCUGCUGACCCACACCUUCCUACCCCCACACCUUCUGGAGUUUAAUUUGCACUGGGCAAGUGUUGAUUUCGAGCACUUCAGCUCAGAAUUGCAGGAUCAUGUUUUAAACCAGGGGUCCCCAACCUGUGGCCCAUGGGCCAGAAGUGGCCACCGAGGCCGUUUAACCAGCCCACAAGCCGCCCCUGAACUUAGUCGCCCGCUUGGCGAGUCCCCGUGUGCUGCUCUAAACCAGCGCAGCACGGGGACUCUCUUCCAUGGCUCCAGAAAUCGCAUCUGCGCAUGUCCGCGGCGCUGGAAAUCGCUUCUGCACAUGCCCAGAUGCACGAAAAUCAUUUCUGCGCAGGCACGAUUUUCGGUGUCUGGGCAUGCGCAGAAGCAAUUACCACCAUCGUGCUGUGCUGGUCAGGCCCACGAAGGAUCUCUGCGGGAGUGAUCUGGCUCAUGCCUUGCCGGCUCCUGUUUUAAACUGACUGGCAGCAGAAGCCAAUAUCAAAUAUGGGUACCUGGAAAUGCAGAGGAGCAUGCACAGGGCAUUUCAUUACAUCAAAGUUAGCCAAAAUUCAUGAUGGGUUGUUAGGGAACAAAGAGCUUUUAGCUCAGAUGGGUGAGACCUAUGUAUUCUGGCUGACAUAGUAAAAUACUACAAGUAUGUAUAUUUCAGUAUAUUUACGCUUAAGAACCUCAGAAGGUAUAGGUGACUAUUUUCAAUAGUCACAGCCUUGGUGAGAGAGGUAGUUAAUUUAACAUGGAGUCCAGGAGUGCAUCCUAAUGACAUGGGUGAUUUGCCGGUAGUCACAUCUGAUCAUAAGUGUUCUACGUCAGGCUGAAAGUGGAAUAGCAUCUUAACUUCCAGAAUCCAAAUGGUACUCAAGUGGGCAGUUCCUCAGUCCCAAAUGACUUUCAGGUGUGGUGACUUUCAUUGGGACCACUGAGUACAAGGUGCGGGGAGAGAGAAAUCCUCCCUUCUCUCUGCACUCCGGAUCUGGCCCAAUCACCUUCUAAAUCCAGCCCGCAGAUGGUCUGGGAAUGAGCGUGUUUUUACAUGAGUAGAAUGUGUCCUUUUAUUUAAAAUGCAUCUCUGGGUUAUCUGUGGGGCAUAGGAAUUCCUUCAUUGUCCCCCCAAAAUAUAGUUAGGCUCCCAACAAGGUCUGAGGAACAGUGGACCAGCCCCUGCUGAAAAGUUUGCUGACCCCUGUUCUAAUCACUAUGUCGAUUAGAUGCCCCAUUCAGAAAUGAGUGAACAAAGCCUGGUUAUUCCACUAUCAAUGGCCAGUGAGAAGCUUCCAAGUUGAGUUUAGUCCAAUAUUUCUCCCUCUGUUCACAUUCACAGAGUAGUUGCGUCUGGUAAAAGUCUCCCAGGUGUAUUGAUCGGUUGAUCUUGGACUAGCUUCUGUUUGCUCUGCAAAGUAAAACAUAAAGCGAAAAAGCUGUGUCAAAAGAAAUCCAGAUUUGGAAGCCAGCAAUACUGGGUCUAUUUGCUUGUUUUGCUUAAUUCCCAUUUGACCAGCUCAUGAUCGUCACUAGGGAGUUAGUUGGGGAGGAGAUGGACUCCAAAUGCCCUGAGCCUGAUCCAGCCCUCAGUAGAUCUGUUGCCCCUGCAGGCGUCUUCCUUCCUGUUUGAUUUUAUUACCUGAAAGCCUUCUGUACCCUUAACUCCUAACCAUCAGUAGUGUGAAAAAGAAGCGGGAAGUGGGACUCUGGGAAGCAGGAAGGGCCCCUUCCUCCUUGUGCAGUGUCUCCUCCACCCCUUCUCCACUGAGGAUGCAAACUGCAAACUGGCACAGGUGUCAUCACAAAAACUGAUGCCAGAAAGAUAUGCCACAGAUCCUCCAGGGAUUUGGGGUCUGGGCAGGGGGAGAAAUUUGCACAGGACAAACACUUUUCUCAGCUAGCAAGGAAAUGCCAAUUAAGUUGAAUUAAAACUAGUAUUUACAGCAGGGAUGGCAAACAUGGUGUCUUCCAGAUAUUGAUGGACCACAGCUCCCAUUGCCCCAGGCAAUCUGACCAAUGGUCAGGGAAUGAUGGGAGUUGUAUUUCAGCAACCUCUGGAGGGGAUACCAUGUUUGCUACCCCUGCUGUACAGUAUACAGUCAUACCUUGAAGUCGAAAGGAAUCCAUUUCGGAAAUCUGUUUGACUUCCAAAACGUUCGGAAACCAAAGCGCGGCUUCUGAUUGGCUGCAGGAGGCUCCUGCAGCCCAGUUGGAAGCCGUGUCGGAUGUUCGGCUUCCAAAAAUAGUUCACAAACCGGAACACUCACUUCCGGGUUUGCGACGUUCGGGAGCCAAAACGUUUGAGAACUAAGCUGUUCGAAAACCAAGGUAUGACUGUAUUGUUAUGCCUGCCUGCUCAGAUGUAAGCCCUACUGAGCUCAAUGAGGCUUACUCGCGCCAAUAAGGUAGCAUCUGCAGGGUGAAAUAUGUCCAGCUUCUUUCUUUGUUUCUUUGUUCCCCUCCCUCUCUCUCCCACCCGCUUUGGCCAGAGUGAAGUUGAGUGUCACUUGCUUGGGGAGGGGGAAGGCUCUCUGCUGGAACUGAGAAUGCAGAAAGUCUUUAAGGCAGGAAAGAAGCUUGCACAGGUCAAGUGUGUGUGGAUUGUGAAAUGAUUUGUCAGGUGACUUCAGUGGGGGACUAGGAUUACCUGGUAGUUCUGGGAGGAGGACUAGCCAAAUCUGUAAUGGCCUCAGCUUUUGUGGACUCAAGCCUACUUCAUCAGAUGCAUCUUUGAUUUGUUUUUGCUGUAAGAAGCUAACAACUACAACUCCACAAAUUAUUUUGCAUUUCAAAAGCCAUCUUGAGGGCAGCAUUCUCUUGUCCGUCUGUUCUCAGGAUUCUUGUCCAAAGGAAGCUUAUCAGCUUGUGCUCUCUUAGCUUUCAGGAGGUCAGUUAAGACUUGGCUCUUUUAUAAAGUAAUUGGAAUAGCUGGUUGUGUUGACAUGGAAAGGUUGUAGCUCAGUGGCAGAGCACCUGCUUGGUGUGCAGAAGGCCUAAGGUUCAAUCCCUGGCAUGUCCAGGUAGGCCUGGGAGAGACAUCUGCCUGAAACCUUGGAAAGUCACUGGUUGUCAGUGUUGACAGCCAGUACUCAGCUAGAUGUAGCUAAUGGUUUGACUCAAUAUAAGGCAGCUUCCUAUGUUUGUUGGAUACUGGUGAAUUGAGCAGUACUUCCAUUUUUAUUGGGUUGUAUUGGUUUGGCUUUAUUAUUAUGGGUUUUCAUGUUGUAUAUGGAAUUUUAAUUUCUAUAAGCUGCCUUGGGGGUUCUGCCAGGGCCAUAAAACAGAGUGUAAACAUUAAUAUCAGGGCAGAGACCUUUGAAAACACAUUCUUUCUAGAAAGGCUUUGAUCCUGACUUAUUCCUUUUAGAAGUUAAACACUCCAUACUUCAGUAUAUGCCAGUCUCAAAAACAAGGAAGGCAUUAAGUCUGGAAGAGGAUGGUGGAACACAUUUUUCAUCCUCAUUGUUGAGAACAGGACUAUAAUAUGCAGACAGAGCUCCUUUUUCUGUAUUGUGUAUCUUCUACUAAUCCUGCAGCUUGACAUGAGAUAACAUCCACUUCAAAUGGGUGUAGUUUGGGUCAGUGUUUGGUCCCAAAUUCCCAACAUGUCAGCUACUUAGGUUUGUGUCUGAUUUAGGAAUAGCCCAAACUAAACGUGCAAUAAGAUCUUGGAGGCAGACCAGUGUUCAGACAGAAGAACUCUUUGAGUAAUCUUUCUUUAUGUAUAAAGUUGGCGUUCACAGGGGCUAGUUUGGUUGUAAUGCUAAACGUGGUUCAGCACUAUGAGAACAAACCUACCACUCCUUGGGCUUCCAUGCUCUCCCCUCAGCUCGCAUAGCCACAGGGGGGUGUCUGGAAGAUCUCGCUUCCAUUUUACCAACCACAGCCUGCCUUGCCAUCUGGUUAAACUUAACUGGUUAGUAGAACUAAAUCUCCAAACCAUAGUUUGUGAAACUGGCUAGUUUUUGCUAACCAUGGUUUUAAGUUCAGUCACAGUUUAGGGUUCAUGCGGCAUUCUAAACUAAUCUAAUCUAAAAUAGCCCCAACCACCAUGACUACUAGUGGUCAGAUGAUGGGAGUUUAUAAUCCCAAACAUUUGGAAGGAAACCUACACUAAAUGAUCAGGCAGGAUUCUCCCUAGGCCACACCUCUCACCACCUCUACACCCUCUUUGAGUGUGUGAUUGGUUUAAUUGUUUUUUUUGAUUUUUGGAUCUGAAUACUUCUUUCCAAUGAAGGCCGCAAUAUAACUCAACAGAUUAAGAACAGUGGUCAGCAAGAAGUAUGGCUUUUUUGUGUAUGUGUCAAUUAGUGUAGCUUUUCCUAGAAGUGGCGCUGUGGGUGGCGCUGUGGUCUAAACCACUGAGCCUCUUGGGCUUGCUGAUCAGGAGGUCAGCGGUUCAAAUCCCCGCAAUGGAGUGAGCUCCCGUUGCUCUGUCCCAGCUUCUGCCAACCUAGCAGUUCGAAAGCAUGCCAGCGCAAGUAGAUAAAUAGGUACCGCUGCGGCGGGAAGGUAAACGGUGUUUCCGUGCACUCUGGUUUCUGUCACGGUGUCCCGUUGCACCAGAAGUGGUUCAGUCAUGCAAGCCACAUGACCCGGAAAGCUGUCUGUGGACAAACACUGGCUCCCUCAGCCUGAAAGCGAGAUGAGUGCCGCAACCCCAUAGUCUCCUAUGACUGGACUUAACUGUCUAAGGGUCCUUUACCUUUACCUCCUAGAAGUGUGAGGGCAAAAUAUAGCUUGUGGUAUAAUUGCAUCUUUCUGCUGUGAAAUGACCACCUGGAUCCGGGAGUGUAGCCUGGCCUUAAUCAUGCUUUGUGCUUUUAAAAAAGGUUGCGCGCAGAAGCACUGACCUUCUUCAUCUCUGUCUUGUUCUGUCGUUUAGGCAUGUCUCCUCCUUCCUACUCCUUCCCUGCUCCUGCGGCAGUUAUCCCGACGGACGCAGCACUCUACCAACCCUCCGUGCUCCUCAACCCACGGACACUUCAACCUUCUACAGCAUAUUAUCCAGCUGGCACUCAGCUCUUUAUGAAUUACACAGCAUAUUACCCUAGGUAAGCAAAACGCCAAAAAAGAGAGAGUGAGGGACAGACUUCUUUUGUAGCGGAAUAUAGCAAGCUAUGAACAUGCUAUGUUGCAGCAAAACAAGCUGUUGCUUAUCACUGAUCAGGAUGCAUUACGGAUUGCUGCUGUUAUGUUACGGGUAGGCAGAGUGAGUUUGGGCUUAUGACCUGAGUGAAAUGUUUUACCAGUUGAAAAGGAUGUUGACCUGUCUUAAAAUAACACUGACUUGGAUCCUAAGUGGCUUUCUUGUUCGUGCAAGGAAAGGGUUUGUGUGUGUGUGUCUGCAAUUUCUGUCAACUUCCUUCUUGAUCUGCAAAUUAAGAGAGACUAAGGUUGCAAUUUUGUGCACUGGCAUUUCCUAAAUCUAUGGGUCUCCAGAUGUUGUUGACCCCACAUCAUAACAACCAGCCACAGCCCUAUGGUUGAGGAUGAGGGAAGCUGUAGUCCUUUAACAUCUGGGAACCCAAGUUUGGAGAAAGAUUGCUGUACACGCACACUUACCUGAGUGUAUGUCCCAGAUAACUCAAUCAGACAUAUAUAAGAGUACAGAGCACCUGUAAUUGGUCAGAAAUUAUGUACAAGGGUGCAUUGCACUAAAGCAAGGGUAGCCAGUAUGGUCCUCCAGAUGUUCUAUUCUGUAACUCCCAUCAACCCCGACCACUGACCAUGCUGAGUAAAGCUGAUGCAGUGGAUUGGCUACCGUACUGUUUCCCAGACUUGGGUCUCCAGCUGGUUUUGGACUACAGCUCCCAUCAUCCCUAGCUAGCAAGGACCACUGGUCAGGGAUGAUGGGAAUUGUAGUCCAAAACACUACAAUUGGGAAACACUGGACUACCCCCAUACUAUUUAGUAAAUGGACUUUUGGAACCACCUAGCGGGGAAUAUCUGAAUAUUUACUCUGUGCGUUGGCAGCUAGUCUAGCAGUGACGGGGGGUGGGCAUGUGCCACAGGCAUUCCCCUUGGAAAUUUAAUGGAGCCUAGCAGGGUUAGAGGGGAUGAGCCCCAGAGAGCAGCAUAAAGGAAAAGGAAGUCCAGAAACUCAGCAUAUCGGAGGAAUGGAGGCUCAUAUGAUGGUGGAGCUGUAGUAGUUCUUGAGCACUGGGAAAGGAGCUGGUUUGUGAUCCUGGAAAAUGUUCUGGCUGAGACAAGGAUGAGGACAGAAGAAGGUAUUGAAAUAGAAGCCAAACCAAACCCGAAGUCUUUUGGGGAAUAUUCCAGUACCCAGUUAGGCUGUGACUCCUGAGGUCCUGAACUUCCUUAUGGAGUUGUAUUUUUAAGUUCAAGUUCGGUACAGGCUGUUCACUAAAACUCCUCUGAGACAGAAAUAUUGUAAAAUUAAUGAAUGUUAGAAUGAUGUUGGAUAGAAAUUAAGUGGUUUCCAGCUGUAAUGCUUUAAGGGAAUAUGAAAAAAGGGUUAUAAAUAGGUAAAAAUCUAAUGCUAUUAUUUUUUAGAUCAAGGAUUAGGAUAAUUAAAGAGGGUAAGGAUUUGCUGAACCAACAGAUUGAAGUGGAAAACAAAAAGGGAGGUAUGAGGAGGUCCGGGAAACAAGCUAAAGGAAAAUAAGUAAUGGAAAAUCUGUGUGUUUUUAACCAUUUUUAUUUUGUAUUUUUGUUAUUUUUUUCAUUUUUAUUGUAAUAUUUAAAAAAAAUCUUAAUAAAUAUCUUAUAAUAAAAAAAAUAAAACUCCGCUGAGAGCCUGACCUGAGUAACCAAGCACAUCUGGAAAAGGUUGCUAUCUAAUCAAUCUUCUCUACAAUAAUCGUGAUUAAUAGAAAUCCAUGUGUACCUUGGGGUCUUUAUUCAAGCCCACCGGAUGCAGGGGGGUAAAACUGUGAACAUUUGAUAGCAAUUGCCAUUUUGUGAUUGCUGAAAGCCUUCUCUGGAAUCCAACUUUUACUUAACUGUAAAUGUUAAACAGACACUAGGAAUCAAGUAAUAGUGCUAGCAGACAAUAGACACACCUUACGCUCUUUAUGGAAUGAGCCUGGGAUGAUGUUACAAGCUAUGCUUUGUGUUAACAACUGUUCCCCUUGCAACACAUAUUAAUUGUAAUUUUUAUAGUAUGCAGCAGAGAAUGGAUCUGUACACACAGAUGAACCGGCCAGGUCAGUGCCCAAAGAACGGAUUUGUCUUCAAAGGUCCAAGCAGUUAGAUUUUCCUAACAAAGGUAAGGUUCAGCAACAUCUUCUCCCAAAUGAACAAUGUACGCACUGAACUUUGGGAGUAGCUAUUGGGGAGUGGGUGCUUACAAUUACCCCCAGAUCUUUUUCCUUCCUCCUUCCCUUCAUUCCCCUGCAUGUCCUUCCAAGCCUUUUGAAGCAGGAUCGGCAGCUAAAAUAGUCCUACGUUGCCAUUUCCAAGUGUUGAGGGGCGGCACAGUGCUUUAGUAGCUGACUGCCCUUGUGCGCAUGCCAACUUGUGGUUGCAUGCUUGGCAUAUUGUAUUUAAGGCUGCAUCUGUGUUCAUGCUCAGCUUAUUGUGUUUAAGGGUAGCUGUUGCCUGAAUCCAUCUAUUGAGGGACAGCCCUCACAUGGUAAUGAACUGGUAGAUUGGGGCCGGCAGGGUGGAGUCUGUUUAAGACUAUAAGCAAAAUGAAUUUCAGCACUAGUUUACAGAACUCUCAGAGCUUGGGUGUAACCGACGCCUCCCUUUCCAUGGAGGCACAGAUUGCAGCCACAGCAAAGGUGGCAUUUUUCCCUCUCCGCCGUAUUAAGCAGUUGGUCCCUUACCUUUCUCGCCCUGAUCCUGGCCACAGUGAUCCAUGCGAUGGUCACCUCCAGGCUUGAUUAUUGUAACUUGCUCUAUGCGGGGCUGCCCUUGAAGCUGACCCUGAAACUCCAGCAGGUGCAGAAUGCCGCGGCGAGGCUCCUUACGGGGUCCUUGCCACGGGAUCACAUUCAUCCAGUGCUUUACCAACUGCACUGGCUCCCAGUGGAGUACAGGGUCAGGUUUAAGGUGCUAGUUUUGACCUUUAAAGCCCUAUGCGGCCUAGGACCCUCUCUUGGUAUGCCCCGCGGAGGACCUUAAGGUCCACAAAUGACAACACUUUGGAGGUCCCAAGUUGCAAGGUGGUUAGAUUGGUCUAAACUAGGGCCAGGGCCUUUUUGGUGCUGGACCUGACAUGGUGGAACACUCUGUCACAAGAGACUAGGGCCCUGCAGGACCUGCAAGACAGAGCUGUUCUACCUGGUCUUUGGUUUGGACUCAGUCUGACCCUUACGUUUCCCUCCCCUUAUGGUUUUGAUCUAUGGGCUACUAUUAAAAUGAGACUGCAUUUUAAAUUACCGUAUUUUUUGCUCUAUAAGACUCACUUUUUCCCUCCUAAAAAUUAAGGGGAAAUGUGUGUGCGUCUUAUGGAGCAAAUGCAGGCUGCACAGAUAUCCCAGAAGCCAGAACAGCAAGAGGGAUUGCUGCUUUCACUGUGCAGUGAUCCCUCUUGCUGUUCUGGCUUCUGAGAUUCAGAAUAUUUUUUUGCUUGUUUUCCUCCUUCAAAAACUAGGUGCGUCUUGUGGUCUGGUGCGUCUUACAGAGCAAAAAAUACGGUGUAUUUUAACCCGUAUUUUAAAUUGGUUCCCCCCCCAUUAUGUUUUUAUUAUAAUUUUACUGGUGUUAGCAGCCCUGAGCCCAGCUCUGGCCGGGGAGAGCUGGGUAUAAAUAAAAUUUUAUUAUUAUUAUUAUUAUUAUUAUUAUUAUUAUUAUUAUUUGCCUCUUUCUUUUAGGCUCCACUUAAACUUCCUGCACAACUUCAGCCAACCAAAUGCCGGUCCCUCUGACUUCACUCCUAAUUCUACAGUGGCUGAACCCUUCUAGCACAUGGGAAGUUUCCACUGUCUUGGAUAUCUACCUGUCAUUUUGUGUUUUCGUGGUGUUUUCUAAUUAUUAUUUGGAAACAAAAACUAGGCAUAUGCACAGUUGGCCAUAGGGAUGCUUCUCUCCCUCCGCACACCCCAGGUGCAAGCUUGCCAUUUAAAGUUUCUGGGACAUUCACUACGUUGAUAGCACAGUUGCCAAAUUCACAAGGGAGGGAUAUUGCUGAAUGUUUUCUUUGCCCUGGCAUUCAAAGUGUUAAAUUCACCUAUCACACAAAGGGUCCUCCUUGAGAUUAAAUCACUACAAAAACAAAACAAAAACCCAAAUUGUUAAAAAAAAUAUCAUGACAAAACCAACCUUUCAUUUUUAUUUGCACACAAAAUUAUUAUUUUUAUAUAUCCAUAAAAUAAAGGCUUCUUAAGACCUUGGGAUUGUGCCUUUGGGUUUUUUUUUUUAAUAUAUAUAAAGAAUUGUUUGCUUUGUGUUUGUAUAUAUUUAUUUGUUUAAAAAACUGGAUUCUAGCCAGGCUUACUUGACAGUCUAGAUUUGGUUAAGAAUGUGAAAUGCAAUACUUUGGGGGAGAAAAUGCUGUAACAUUUUUGUAAAAUAGAUUAUAUAUUAUUAUAUGCAUAUAAAGUGUAAAAUGUAAUGUUCUAAACUUGUAUAUUGCACAUUUGGACUACUGUAUAUUUAAGUUACUGUCCCAGGAUUAUUUUAAUGUGGGGGAAUGAGGGUAUUGUAACAAUACACAAACCCUUCCAUUCUUCUCUCAUAAGAUACAAAACUUAGAAUUACUGGUAUGAUAAUAAAAUCUGACACUUGGAAAUAAUGGGAACACAAUACUUGCUCACAGUGGUCUUGACUACGGAGGCAGUAAUUAGAUUGGAUGGUAUUGGAGGUUUAUCGGAGAUUAUUGGGAGAAUUGUAACCCAGAAACUCUCCUUUUAACUUUUAGUACCUGCCCCGUCUGCUGAGUUAAAAGAAUGAAUUGUUACCGAAAGCAUUAAAAAAAAAUUAAAAAACAGACCAUAUCACUGUUGUAGAAGUGCGUUUUUUGAGCUGCUCUACAUGGAUUUUGUACCACCCUGCUAUGUGGAUGUUUUGCUCCUUGACUGACUUUGCAUUUGCAUCUUCAACAAGUAUUAAAACUGUUUUAAAUCCAUUUGUGGACCCC